Messenger RNA from Staurois parvus, 1410 nucleotides. The record is from the annotation of a GenBank genome assembly. Lineage: Eukaryota; Metazoa; Chordata; Amphibia; Anura; Ranidae.
AUGGAUCCUGACAAUCUGGGCCUUGAUUCCUUGACCCUAGAUCCUGACAAGCUGAACUUUCGGUUGCACGUUGUUACCUGGAAUGUGGGCACAGCAUCACCACCUAGAGAUCUCAGCUCAUUAUUGCUCUUUGAUGCGUCGGUCUCAAAUAUUGAUAUGUAUGUCAUUGGACUGCAAGAAGUGAAUUCAAAGAUCGUAAGCUUCCUAUCAGAUCUGGCCUUUGAUGACCCAUGGAGUCUGUUUCUUAUGGACACUUUUGCUCCUCUAGGUUAUAUAAGGCUUUCUUCAAUUCGGAUGCAGGGCCUGCUACUACUGACCUUUGUAAAGCACAGGCACAUUCCCUUUGUACAGGACAUUCGUACCAAUUACAUUCGCACUGGACUGUAUGGCUACUGGGGUAACAAAGGAGGUGUGACUGUACGUAUGUCUGUAUACGGACACAUGCUGUGCUUCAUGAACUGCCAUUUGCCUGCACAUAUGGAGAAUACCAACCAAAGGCUGGAUGAUUUUGAGAGGAUGCUGGAGGCCCAGCAGUUUGACGGGGAAAGCAUUGGUGGAAUUUUGGAUCAUGAUGUAGUGUUUUGGUUCGGUGACCUGAACUUUCGAAUUGCUGACUUUGGAAUCCACUUUAUUAGAGAAGUGGUAAACGGUAACAGAUAUAACUUACUUUGGGAAAAGGAUCAGUUAAAUAUGGCCAAGAAAAAAGAACGGUUUCUGCAAGGUUUUAUGGAAGGUCCUUUAAAAUUUAAGCCUACAUACAAAUUUGAUCUGAACUCAGAUGUGUAUGAUACAAGUGGGAAAAAACGAAAACCAGCCUGGACAGAUCGCAUUCUUUGGAAGUUAAAGGAGGUUUCAGAAAGUGAACAAGAAGAAUCUGCUGGCUCUGAAUUUGAGCAUAUCUUAAAAGUUCAUUUAGAAAAAUAUACAAGCCACAUGAGCUACGGUAUCAGUGACCACAAACCAGUGACAGGCACUUUCACUUUGCAGAUGAGGCCUCUUGUUCUUGAACCUCCAGUGACUCUGAGAGCGGAGGGAGAAUGGAAUGCUGACCACGACUCUCUCAUUAGCUAUUCUGUGAGCAAGGAUUUUCCCAGUAGCACCUGGGAUUGGAUUGGUCUUUACAGGGUUGGAUUUCGACAUACAAAUGAUUAUGUCACUUACGCCUGGGUUAAAGAUGAUGAAAUCUCCUUUAGCAAAGAUUGUAACCAGGUUUACAUUAGCGCUGAUGAGAUUCCUCUUGAUGGGGGUGAAUUUGUUUUGUGCUACUCCUGUCACAAUUUGCAGUGUUUGGCUGGUAUUAGUGAGCCCUUUCAGAUCCAGCCUGGUCGGUCCUUACCGGGAAAAGAUGGGUCGCAGGGAAGCACUGAUGAUUCCACCAAGUCAGACAUGUUUAUGGGUUCUGGGUUCUAG